AUGCGGUUGAACAUAUAUCAGCCACUCCUUCUGGCGGUGGGCGCCAAUAUUGCCCUAUCCACUCAUUGGAAUUAUUGGAACCAUGCGCAUGGAAAGCUGUUGCAUCAUGCGCAACAGUUGGAACCGCGCGGAGAUCUGCUGGAGUUGAACGGGGAUCAAAUCCCGGCCGACCUGGUGGAGCUUCGGUAUACCACGACCACUCUUUACCAAGAUUGUCUUCCCACAAGUACGGCUUUUAUCACGGUGACAAUAUGCGAGGAUGAACCAUCUGCGCCGACUCAAUCGCUACCGCAAUUCCCUACAAAUGUGGUGCAAGCCCAGCCACCCCCCGAAGAGACCACGGUGGUGCACUCGACGAGGACGAGGACAAUUACCGUCACCGAGCCGAGCACCGAAACUAUCACAUUGAUCUCUCAACACCAUAGUACGAGUACUGCCAUUCCUGCUGAUGCUCCAAGCCCACCAGCGGUCAUUCCGUUCCAACAUGUCCCCAACGUUGCUUUCACACAAGCGGUGACACCGACCCAUCUGAGCACGACAAUCACCACUUCUAUCCCCGGACUGGGAAGCGCCACUGUCAGCGUUGCAGCGGAUGUAGGUGACGCCCCGUCUGGAUCCGCCUUUGUCGGAGAUAGACCAGUACCAGCCCCAACAAAGGUCGAACAAGGACCGGGACUCCUCCCGACCCUUCCACACUUACCACAACUGCUCCCUACAACAGUCAUUCCCAACUUACCGAUCCCGUCCCUGGACCAAGUCUUUCACCCGGCGAACCCGUCCAUCCCCUCAGAUUUGCAGUGGACGUCGCUCCCCAAAGACGGCGCAUUUUCUACCAAGGGAUUCGGCGGCCGCAGCAUACCACACGGAAACAGGAUCAAGUACGAGGGUAACGUGGGCAUCCCUUGGGGCAGCAACAUCAUCUCCGUGAGCCCCACCGAAGCCCAUCGCUACAAGUAUGUCGCGCAGUUCACAGGCUCGAAUGACCAGCCCUGGACGGUGGUGAUCUGGAACAAGGUCGGUCCUGACGGCAAGAUGGACGGAUGGUACGGCCACUCCGCACUGCAAUUCGUUCUCGCACCGGGUGAGACGCGCUAUGUUGCGUUUGACGAGGACUCGGAGGGAGCGUGGAGUGCGGCGCCGGGGACGAAGGGGGUGCCGCGCGAUCAAUGGGGUGGGUAUAUCUCCACCUGGGGCGAAUUCUCCUUUGGGGACCAAGAGAAUGAUGGGUGGUCAGGGUGGGAUGUGUCGGCUAUUCAGACUCAAAUUGCCCAUGGCCCUGUGGAAGGGAUGAGGAUCUGUAUGGCGGAUGGGAAGGGGUGCUCGAUCAUCACGCCUGGCGCUGAGAGGGUUGUUGAUGCGUAUACUGCGGCGAAGCGCCAUCAUGAUGGGAUUGGGGGAGCCGCGUCUCCGGGACCUGUGAGGCUGACGGUGGAUCUGGAUUAUAAGGAGUAA
This is a messenger RNA of Penicillium chermesinum, 1452 nucleotides long. RefSeq lists its product as uncharacterized. NCBI's taxonomy places the organism in Eukaryota, Fungi, Ascomycota, Eurotiomycetes, Eurotiales, Aspergillaceae. Gene Ontology annotation, cellular component: extracellular region. Gene Ontology annotation, molecular function: IgE binding. The record is from RefSeq and is a predicted model, not a curated record. The coding region runs from base 1 to 1452 and encodes 483 amino acids. The transcript has a single exon.